This is a messenger RNA of Girardinichthys multiradiatus, 1396 nucleotides long. RefSeq names its product galectin-8-like. NCBI's taxonomy places the organism in Eukaryota, Metazoa, Chordata, Actinopteri, Cyprinodontiformes, Goodeidae. The record is from RefSeq and is a predicted model, not a curated record. The transcript has 9 exons. Bases 88 to 1032 code for a protein of 314 amino acids. Gene Ontology annotation, molecular function: carbohydrate binding.
GAUCCUUUAACACGUGAUCUGUCUGACGUCAUACGAGGAAGUAAACAAAGAGCCGAAGGUUACUGAUUAUUCUUUAUCUGCGUCAAAAUGUCGAUUUCUAAUCCGAGGCAAGUGUUUUCAAACCUGUUGAUCCCUUUCGCUGGUACAAUUCUGGGCGGUUUGUUGCCAGGGGAGAUGGUUCUGAUCCAAGGUUCGGUACCAUCUGGUGCUGACAGGUUUCAGGUGGACCUAACAUGUGGCAGCAGCGUGCAGCCGCGGGCCGACGUGGCGUUUCACUUCAACCCAAGGAUCAAGAAGUCGUGCAUCGUCUGCAACACGAUGGAGAAGGAGCGGUGGGGCAAGGAGGAGAUCCUGUAUCAGAUGCCUUUAAAAGUUGGACCCGGGUUUGAACUCAUCAUCCUGGUCCUGAAGGACAAGUACAAGGUUGCUGUGAACGGAGCACAUGUGUUGGAGUACAAACACCGUGUGGAUCUGGACCGAGUUGACACCAUAAGCAUCGCUGGGAAAGUCAACGUUCAGACUGUGGCUGUCCUGCCUCCCGAUUCUAGUCCCGUUUCUCCUGCUGCCAUUCAGACCAGUCUGAAUAGUUCAGACGCAGAGGCGAUACUCUCGUCAUUAGGUGAUCUGAAAGUUCCCUUCAGAGGUCGGCUGGACAAAGGGCUGAAGGUCGGACACAGCAUCAUCAUCAAAGGACAAACCAGUCAGAAUGCAAACAGUUUUGGUGUUAAUCUGCGAGAUGUGAGUGGCCACAACAUCGUUCUUCAUCUGAAUCCCCGUCUGAAGAAACAGGUCUUCGUCAGGAACUCCUUCCUGUUUGAGUGCUGGGGCCCAGAGGAAACGGACCUGGAGACCUUCCCCUUCGCACCAGGACAGUACUUUGAGAUGAUCGUUCUGUGCCACCAGCAGCAUUUCAGGGUGGCCGUUAAUGGACUCCACCAAUUCCUUUACAGACACCGAGUCCAGGACCUGAGCACCAUAGGCCACCUGGAGGUGAUAGGAGAUGUCUCGCUGCUUGAAGUCAGGAUGCUCUGAGUUCCACCAUAAUCAGUUCAGGAACAUUAAACGCUUGAACUAAUCAGUUCAGGAACAUUAAAUGUUGAACUAACUUAAUUAACAGCCUGAUACUGAAGACUGGAGUUCUCUCUAAUAUUCUGGUACUAACUAAUUGCAUAAUGCGUUGAUUUCUAUAAUCAAGUGGGAUUAAGGAUUAGUUUACAGUUUGAAAGUAAAAUGGCACUCUUACUGGUUUUUACCAUUGAUAAUUUAAUGUAUAAUCGCUGUCCCUUCUGAGAAGCAGGAAAUGAUUGUUUUUGCACUCUGAGAUGGAAAUAUGUAAGAAAGAUUAUUUUAUUUUCAGUCUGAUAUAAAAAAUAUGAUAAAGUAAUUAUAAAACCGA